Messenger RNA from Ramularia collo-cygni, 13917 nucleotides. RefSeq lists its product as uncharacterized. The record is from RefSeq and is a predicted model, not a curated record. Bases 1 to 13917 code for a protein of 4638 amino acids. Gene Ontology annotation, molecular function: catalytic activity; phosphopantetheine binding. The transcript has a single exon. Gene Ontology annotation, biological process: secondary metabolite biosynthetic process; amino acid activation for nonribosomal peptide biosynthetic process. Gene Ontology annotation, cellular component: cytoplasm. NCBI's taxonomy places the organism in Eukaryota, Fungi, Ascomycota, Dothideomycetes, Mycosphaerellales, Mycosphaerellaceae.
AUGGCGAAGCAAAAGUCCCAAUGGUCGGACAUUGCCACCACCUGCGGCGUUCCUGUCAGCGACAUUGAAGAUGUUUACCCAUGCACGCCUUUUCAGAUCGACGCCAUGGUGGGAAGCAGCAAGCAUCCCAGUACGCACGUCUAUCGCGGCUCCUUUGUGCUGGACAACAAGACAGUCGACGUUGGGCGAUAUUGCGCUGCCGUGGAUCGGGUUACCGGGGAGAAUGCGAUCCUGCGCACGCGCAUCRUCGACGAUUGCACUCUCGGCUUCGUGCAAGCUGUGCUUGUGCAGCGAGGACCCGUGGUGCUUGAGGAUGCUCAKGAUCACGCAGACRACGACAUGACGAUGGGCCUGGGAUCGUCGUUGAUUAGAUGGCGGCUGCGCAAUGGCAGACUUAUCCUCACAUGCCAUCAUGCCCUCCACGACCAGACAUCAAUUUGGACUUUGGGUGAGGAUGUCCUGCGGGUCUAUCAUGGCAUGAAGCCUCCACCACAUGCGCCCUUCCGAGAGUACGUGGAAUAUAUCCAAGCCAUCGACCAGCAAGCAGCGACACAGUUCUGGAAAGAUCGCUUCCCCUGUGCAGCAGAAAUCUACCCGCAAGUGGACGUCACGCAAUCCCCACUGGCCGCAAGCCAUACCUCGCACAUCAUCCCACUUUCGGCCAGCACUCAAGGCCGAGUGUCCUUGGCACAGAUACCGGCAUACAUCGAGGCCGCCUGGGCUCUGGUUGCCUCCGCCAUGAGUGGUAGCGAAGUUGUGGCUUACGGUUUUGCCCUGUCAGGCCGCACGGGCAAGCUGGGAUCGGUUGCGAGCACUUUGGGACCGGUCAUGACAACGACACCUGUGCAAGUAGACGUCCGUCCCGAAUUAAGCGUGCAGAAGCUUGUACAACAACGAGCCCGCGAUCGUCGACAGCUUGUAGCCAAUGCAGCGCUGCAUUGGGGAUCAUCAAACAUCCGCUCCGUGAACGAGAACGCAAAAGUUGCCUGUCAAUUCCAGACACUCCUCAACAUCAUCCCACCUACCCGCGAUCGGGCCUCGGUAGAGAACCAAUGUGUAGGCGAAGAGCAAGGUCCCAUCACGCGCGCGCUCUGUCUGUGGUUUCAAAUAAGCGGCGACCGUGUCUCAAUUGAAGCCGCCUACGACGCAAGUAUACUCCCAGAGUCUCAAGUACGCCGCAACUUGCAUCAUUUCGCCCACUUCUUGGGUUUACUGCUCGACAGUCCCCCGGAGCGGACUGUUGGGGACCUUCCACGCUCCACUCCGCAGGAUGUGGCGCAGAUCAUGGACUGGAACAGUUCCUUGCCCACUGAUGGAAGCUGGGAGCACUGUCUGCAUCACCUCUUCAGCACUCGAGCUGGUCAGCGUCCUCAGGCCAUAGCAGUAGAAGCUUGGGAUGGCAAGGCGACUUAUGCCGAGUUGGACUGCAUGUCGUCUCACCUCGCUCAUUCUCUCCUCGUCUCCGGAGGGCUGUCCAAAGGGGACCCUGUGGUCCUUCUCUUGGAUAGAUCGCUCGCAGCAAUCGUAUCUGCUUUGGCCGUGCUCAAGUCCGGUGGUUGCUGCGUUCCGGUCGACACAAAAUUCCCCUCUAUGCGACAAAAGGCCAUAAUCUCGGCCACCGGUGCGCGCCAUAUCAUCACUCUGGACAGCACCUACCUCGAUUCCUUCACCACGGGGGAAGCGAUACAAGUAUGGACAGUGAACAGCGACGAAUUGGCGCGAUUCUCCCUCAUGGACGAUCUUCCUAGUACCUUCCAAUUUCCUUCAACCACGGGCGCCGACUUGGCAUACAUCCUUUUCACCAGUGGCAGUACAGGUAUACCCAAAGGAGUGAUGCUUGAACACGGAAACCUGACCACUUCCAUUCAACACAAUGGCGAAACGUUCAGCUUUGGCAGUUCCAGCAGAUGCCUCCAAUUUGCAAGCCUAGUAUGGGACGUCAGCCUGCUAGAGAUAUAUGGAGCACUACUCUUCGGUGGCUGCGUAUGCGUGCCUUGUGAGAUGGACCGCGAGUCUGGCUUGGCGUUGUACAUGACAUCCCACAGUGUCGACUUCACGUGCCUCACCCCCGCGGUCCUCCGUUCGCUCAAACCCCCUGAGAUCCCGACAAUCUCCACGAUUUGUACCACCGGCGAAUGCAUCGAUCCAGAUGCAGUCCAAAUCUGGGGGGAUGUAGCGCAGCUGUUCAAUGCAUGGGCGCCAAGCGAGUGUUCGAUCUUGAGCGCUUGCGGCAGAGUCACGGCAUCCUCGCCGUAUCCGGAAACGAUUGGAUUCCCGAAGGGUUGUUCGAUCUGGAUUGUCGAUCCACGGCAUGGGAACCAACUCGCGCCCAUCGGCGCAAUGGGUUUACUUAUGAUUGAAGGUAACACUGUGGCGAGAGGUUAUCUGAACGAACCUGUACUUACAGCAAGGUCGUUCAUCGAGCCUCCUACCUGGGCCCCAGAACGAUGCUCACCUGACGGCUCACAAAACCGCACCCGUUUCUUCCUCUCCGGUGACUUAGCAAGGUACAACCCAGACGGUAGCAUAUGCUUCAUUGGUCGCGUGGACAACCAAGUCAAGAUUCGCGGACAAAGAUUCGAGCUAGAGGAGGUGGAUUCUGUAAUUUCUGCCCAUGAGUCCGUCCGGAAUGUCUCGGCCGUGGUCUGUCGCUCGGAUGCAGAACAGACGAAGAAACUCGUGGCCGUCAUUACAUUGUCAGACCCAAGUUUGCCUCGAGGGCCGGAACUCCGUCAAAUCACUUCGUCUGCGCACGCGAAGACAGUGCAGAGACAUCUGAUUGCUCUUCAAGCCUCCAUGAACGCAGUAUUACCGUCUUUCAUGAUCCCUUCGGCUUGGUUGGUUGUUGAGGGUUUACCUAGAACCAUUUCGGCGAAGGUUGAUCGGAGCGAGGUCGCCAAGUGGGUUGCAAGUCUGGAAACUAUCACUUCCGUCACAAAGACCGUCUCCGUCACACCCCCGUCAACUUCGGCGGAGAAAGAGCUUCAAACGGUGUGGUCAACCGUGCUGGCAGUGCCAGAGUCUACGAUCGGUCGUGAGACAUCAUUCGUUGGCCUUGGUGGAGAUUCUAUCACAGCUAUGCAGGUUGCGACACGAUAUCGCCGCGCUGGAUAUCGCACCACAAUUGCAUCGCUACUGAACAGCGCUGACCUUGCCACGGUYGCUCAGCAGAGCCACAGAGCGGUUGAAUACACAUCAGACGAUACUCAGUCGCUUCUCGACGUUGGAGGGUACGUACCACUGACCCCUGUWCAGCAUUUCUUCACCGCAAACAACGGACCAGCUGCCAGCAACUAUUUCAAUCAAUCUUGGUUGUUGGACUUCCGCGCAGACUCCGAUGCAGCAGUCUUGGAGCACGCACUCCGCAGACUGGUCUCUCAUCAUCCCAUGCUACGAGCCCGCUUUUCUCAACAGUGCGAAGAUGGAGCAUCCAAGAGGGAAUUCGUACAGAGAAUAGCUCCGGAUACAUCAGACAGCCUUCGAUUUUCCCAUCAUACGCAUAUCUUGAAAGAGACCGACCUACAUCAUCUAGCCCACCAAAGCGAGACAAGUCUUGAUCUAGCCAACGGUCCUUUGUUCGCGGCGGAUCUCAUCGAGAUGCAGGAUGGUCGCAGGUUCCUUUUCAUGACAGCGCAUCAUCUGGUCAUCGAUCUAGUAUCGUGGCGUAUCAUUUGGGAUGAUCUCGGUACCUUACUCAGGGAGCCAGAGGCUACUCUUGCCCGGACAUUGCCCUUCACGUCAUGGACUCAGCAUCAGCUGGAUAAGUGUAGAUCACGGAGCGAAACCCAGCCCUCUCUAGUAAAGCAGCAAGUCCAGUGGCCUCGGGCGGAUCGAGACUUCUGGGGCAUGAGCGACAAGAUCGCACUAGCCCAAGACGUAGUCUCUGAACGCUUCUCGUUAGAAGUUGAGACCACGGAGCUUCUUAUGGGAUCUUCGAAUACCGCAUAUCGCACUGCACCUGUAGAGCUACUCCUCUCCGCCAUCUUGCUAUCUUUUCGGCAAAGUUUCUGUGAUCGCAAGGCUCCGGCAUUUUACGUCGAGAAGCAUGGACGCCAGGCAUGCRAUGCGGAAGAUGAGCUACUUGAUACAUCACGAACAGUCGGUUGGUUCACCACGCUACUUCCCAUUCACGCGCUGGUGAAUCAUGAGUCUCCAGUCGAUGACGUUGUCGUGGCGGUCAAGGACAGCUAUCGACGGGCCUCAGUUCAUGCUGUACAGUCUUUCGCUGACGAGGUACUCGGAUCUGAUGACCGUUUGAAUUCCAGCAACUUCCAGCAUAGACAUGUGGAGCUAAUGUUCAAUUUUAUUGGUGGUUUACAGCAGGUCGACACGAGCAAUGGAGUGUUGGAUAUCUCCCCUUCCAUGCCAUCUUUUUCAGGCUUAAAAACCGCAGGAAACUGCGAACAGACGAGUUUGAUCAACAUCGGAGCUGCUGUCCUCGGUGGGCGACUCCAAUUCUGGGUUGAAUGGAACAGUUCGAUGUUACACCAAGAUCGAUUACGCGGAUGGACAACACGACUCCAAGCCUUACUCCAAUCCAUGCCGCAUUCUCUCGUCGGCCAGGAGUCGCGCCUUACUUUGAGCGACAUGCCUCUACUGGACACCGAUGGCUCUGACACUAGGGCGAUCAACCAACACCUGACUAGCUUGGGAAUAUCUCCGUCUCACGUCAGUUCUAUCAUGCCAUGUUCCCCGGUGCAGGAAGGAAUAUUGUAUGCUCAAGUGCGAGCGGGUACCGAUAGCAUGUGUUACUGGAGCCGGAUUGACAUGAAGAUCACACCUGCGUCUGGCGUUGAAGGGGAUGUCGACGUCGCAAGGCUCGCCAAAGCGUGGCAUUCCGUUUGCGAAGCACACCCCAUGCUACGAACUGUCUUGGUCAGCGGCCUCGUCGCCAAUACCUCUUUCCAACAAGUCGUGUUGAAGCAGGCUUCGCCCAGCUUGUCGCUCUCAUCACGUUUACCAUCAACACUUUCGUCAAGCUCGCCUCGAAUUUCUUUACCGGACGCAUUCGACGGAACCGUGUCACCGCAUCAUCUGGUGAUCGAUCAAAGCGCGGGGCAACGGAGCGUUCAUGUCUCGUUGUACAUCAGCCACGUGCUCAUCGAUGGAGGUACAAUUCCAUUGCUUGCGAGACAGCUGAGCCUUGCGUACACGCAGGAUACCAAGAUUGUGGGAAGUCAUGGAUUCGAUUCCUAUCUGCAGUGGAUCCGUCAACAUUCAGAGGAGUCACAGAAGUACUGGUUACGCCGUCUUACUGGMAUUCAUCCGUGCGUCAUGCCAACCUUGAGCGGCCCGAGAAGUGAUGAUACUCCUCCAUGCUAUAUUGAUGGCAACUUCUCUGACAUGAGCGCCGUCCACUCGCUGUGUCAGCGUUAUGGGGUUACUGUUGCGAAUAUCAUGCAGGUCGCUUGGGCCAUCGUAUUACGCCGUUAUACCGGAUCCAGCGACGUUUGCUUUGGUUGUAUGAUGUCAAACAGGGACGUCAUAAACGGCGGUGAGGACAUUGUCGGGCCACUCAUAACGAUGAUUCCCAUGAGGUUCGACAUGGGGCCGUCCAACACUGCUGUCGCGAGUCUUCUAUCAGACGCCAAAGAGAAUUUCGCUCAGAGCUUGGAACACGCAGCCUGCUCACUGACAGCGAUUCAAGACGCCCUCGGCAUGGGUUCCACGCCUAUUUUCAACACAAUCAUGUCUAUUCAAGCUCUGGUACCUGAAGAUCUAAGUGUUGAUGGAUCGAGCAUCCAUGUGGAGCUGCUGGAUGUACUAGAUCCGUCGGAAUAUCCUUUURUGCUCGGUGUGAUGUACGACAAGGGCAUCAUCAAGUACAGGCUUACCUACCAGCCUCAGCAAGUACCUCAGAUCCUGGCUUCUCAAGUUAUGGACAUGUUACAGAAUACCCUUCGCAUAAUGGUCCACGAGGCUUCCGCGACAGCUCUGUCUGUAGCACUUCGUGCAAAGGUCGAGGCAGGCUCGGAACUACGACCAUUCGAAACUUUGGUCGUCCCGGAUCCAAAAUUGACCGCGAAAACCCGUCUGCAAGCGGCGUCGCAAUGCGAGCUCCCGGGGAGUGCAGUGGAAGAUGUUUUCCCAUGUACCAUGCUCCAGCAGGAACGAAUGGAAGCAUCAGUCCUGGGUCAGGUGGAUGCAAUGGUGCAGCAUGUCGUCACAAGCAAGAAUGGGGAGAGUUGCGCGCAGCUUCGUGAGGCUUUCGAAAGGGCUGUGCAGGCAAUUCCAGCGCUACGCACCCGCAUUGUGAAGUUGCCUAAGCAGGGCUGUUUUCAGGUCGUUACCAAGUCUCAAUCUUGGAGUUUUGCAGAAACCUUGGAGGAGUAUCUGGAAUGGGUUCAAUCUAUCCCAGUCCGUUACGGAGGCUGGUUGUGUCGUCUCGGCGCAGUCGAAGACGACAACGGGCGAGGUUCAGUCAUUCUUUCACUACACCCAGCUAUCUGCGAUGAGUGGACAUUCCAGCAGUGCCUUGACCACGUCGGCAGAGCGCUCCAGCAGGUCCCCUUUCCCUCGCCGCUGCAAUCGCUCAGCCCUUUCGUGCAUGACUUUGCUCAGACUCACCUUUACCACGACUCCGCCUGCAAACGAUGGAAUGAGAAAUUGCGAGGAUCGCAUUUGGCAUCGACAUUUCCACCUCUCCCACCAACAUCAGAUCGGGUCGCUCCAAUGCCUGAUCAUAGCCCUUCUGCGACACUAUUAGUCAGUGCGGUCACCCAGAAGACACCGGACUUCGCGGCGGUACUCACCGCUGCUUGGGCGCUGUGUCUGUACCGCCUUACGGGAAACAUAAAGGUGUUGAUUGGGGUACAAGUUGAUGGGCGUGACGUCCAUCAUGCUCUACUAGCAUCAGAUCAACGCAUGGAUCAGGUUACGGGUCCCCUUGACCCUACUGUACCCUACGUUAUCGACGUGGAUCCAACUGCUUCAUGCAAGAAACUCGUCAGCACAGUCCUCGACUAUUCGGCGGCCAUGCCAUUAUGCGCUCACGCUGGGAAGGUGGACUCAAUGGUCAAAAUCGACGACGACUCUCGCGCAGCCUGCAAUUUGACAAACAACCUCGCUGUCCAUGUCGCUGAUAAACAAAGUGGAUUAUUUGACGUCCGUAGGAUCACUGGCCUGAGGGAUCCGGCUUCUACCAUCCAGCUGACCGUCGAUUGUUCUGUGACGGAUGACGGAACGCGUGUCACCAUGACUUACAUGGGGCAGGAUCCUCGCCUCGACACACUUCAGCAUGUCUUGCACCAGUAUGGACACGCUCUCUCUCAGAUAGCCAAUGAUGCUCUACCCGGGCCUAUUUCGCAACUGAGUCCUAUCAGCGAGUAUGACUUGUCGUUCCUCCGAGAUUCGAACGCCCUGACGCCCGUGGCGGUCGACUCCUGCCUCCAUUCACUCGUGAGAGAACGAUGCCGGUCACAGCCAGAUUGCCCUGCAGUGUGCUCAUGGGAUGCCGAAUUGAGUUAUGCGGAACUUGAGGAGCUUUCAAACCGGCUUGCCAAUCGUCUGCAAAAUGAGUUCUUCGUUCAGCCAGAGCAGAUUAUUGCAUUCCUCCUACCACGAUCGGCCGCAUGCAUUGUUACCAUGCUCGCCAUCUUGAAAGCAGGCGGAGUAAUGUUAGGUCUGGAAGCCAAUCAACCUGACGAUCGUCUGAAAGACAUUCUGGUGGAUUCCGAGGCCUCUCUCAUUCUGACUUCUACUGCAGGUGGACUUGACACCCGGCUGAGGCGUUUCUGUCCUCCAUCCACUUCCAUCGUGGCCAUCAACCUGGACGAUAUCAAAAGUCUGGCUCCACAGCCCAUCCAAAAUUCUCCGGUCAAACCCUCAAACGCUGCAUAUGCAGUCUAUACCUCCGGGAGUACGGGUAUUCCGAAAGGCAUCAUUGUUCGCCAUUCCGACGUCGCCACUAGUUUGGCCUACCAUAUUGAACCUUUGGGAAUGAAUGCAGAUACACGAGUGCUGCAUAUCACAAGUUACGCCUUUGAUGUGAGCAUCAUCGAGAUAUUCCAACCCUUGCUCGCUGGCGCCUGUGUCUGUGUGCCAUCAGACCAUGACCGUAUGAGCGAAAUCGAAAAGGCAAUUGUUGAUCGUCGGGCCAACUUCGUAUGGAUGACUCCCUCUCUGGCUUCAGUGCUGUCUCCUUCUCUCACCGCGAACCUGCAAACAGUCGUUCUUACGGGCGAGCCGAUGACAGCUCCCGCUAUUGAUCGCUGGAUGGGUAAAGUCCGCCUGUUGGGCGCUUAUGGCCCGUCGGAAACCGGGUUUUCAAGUUGUGUAGACAUUACUCGCGACCAGCUUUCCAAUAUCGGCAAGCCCUCUGGAUGUCAUUUCUGGGUGGUAGAUGAGCAGGACAGCGAGCAAUUGGUGCCUAUUGGAUGUCCAGGCGAGCUGCUCAUCCAGGGCCCCAUUGUCUCUCGUGGUUAUCUCAAGCGGCCAGAGCAAACAGCCGCAGCGUUCCUUACCUGCGCUCCGGCUUGGACGAAAGAUUUCCCCCGCCUGGACAAAUCUCUGCCAUUCUACAAGACUGGCGACAUUGUAGUUCAGUGCCCGGAUGGAUCCUUCAUUCAUUGUCAGCGGAARGAUCGACAGGUGAAAUUGCGUGGGCAACGGGUGGAAUUGGGUGAAAUUGAGUCCCAUAUUAGUAGGUUCGUUGGCGAUACAUGGCGGGUUGCUGUGGAGCCGAUUCGAGCAGCAGACGCACCAGAUGAUCUCUUACUUGCUGCCUUCCUAAGCCCGAUUGGGAGCGAAAAAGACACGCACAGCACUCAUGGACACAUGCUGCUCCCCGAGGUACCGGACAUUGCUUUCUCAACGCAUCAGGCUGUGUUGUCUGCAUUACCGCCGUACAUGGUCCCAGCAGUUUACCUUGCAGUCCGGCAGUGGCCCCUCAAUUCCUCUGGCAAGACGGAUCGAAUGCAACUUCGGGGAAUCGGUAGUAGCCUAACAGCACUACAACUACGUAGCUACAUUCCCGUGCAUUCUGGUCUGAAGAGAACUGAGCUGGUCAGCAAACAAGACAGCCCUGAUCGGAGCGAAGAGCAAGUUGAGGCCGCAGUCUCGCCAGCGAACGAGCGUGAGCGUCUUCUUCUCCAGUUGUGGUCUCUCAUUCUUUCCCUACCCGAAGCAAGCAUUGAUAGGUCGAGUGACUGGGUUGGAAGCGGGGGAAACAGUCUCAAAGCCAUUCGUCUGGUUGGCGCGGCGCGGGAGAAGGGCUUUCGUCUCAGCGUAGUCGACGUCUUCCAGAGMGCCAGUCUAGAGCAUAUGGCGACUCUACUCAUGCCACUGGCAGAUCUCCAACAGUCUGAGAUGAACGGCAAUGGCGAAAAGCCCUUCUCACUGUUGGCGAUCGAUGUAGACGCUGCUGUUGAUCAAGCUGCACACCUUUGUGGCCUGGACAGGUCGGCAGUUGAAGACAUAUACCCCUGUACCGCACUGCAAGAGGGCCUUUUGGUCCUCUCGUCAAGACGCCCAGGUGAUUGUGUGCUGAAUAUUCGACUGGAGCUGGAAUCCAGUGUGGAUUUGGACCGUUUACGUUACGCUUGGCGCAGCCUGGUCCGGAUGGCGCCAUCCCUCCGAUCACGUAUCGUGAACAUUCCUGGACAAGGCAUGGUCCAGGUAAUUCUGGGAGACGAUGGUGCAGCGCCGAUCACGUCAUUCGGCAAGACGAUUGAACCCACCGCUAUGGGUCUGGGUACCGUUUUGAGCUCUGUUCUCAUUGACCAGACUGGAGACAACGAGAAGUACCUCACGUGGACAGUGCAUCAUGCUAUUUACGACGGCUGGUCACAGAAUCUUCUGAUGCAAGCUCUGGAAAAUCUAUACAAUGGGAAUGGGGAUCGAGCCAACAAGCCCCUAUUCACGCCGUUUCGGAAAUUCGUUGAGCAUAGCAUGAGUGUCAGCCGAGGGCAAGCUGCCACGGAAUACUGGAAAAGUCAAUUUAUUGAUCUGGAUGCCACCGCGUUCCCCUCACUGCCCUCAAGUGGUUACAAGCCCCGAGCCAACACGGAAGCACAUCUGACAAUAUCGGGACUGGAGAAGCCUGCUCGAGGUGUGACUUUGCCAAUUGCCAUUCGAGCAGCGUGGGCAGUCCUCCUUGCGGCAUAUGCAGGCUCAGAAGAGACUGUAGUUAACGUCGUAAAUGACGGCAGAAGCGCCAAUAUUCCAGGCAUCGAGCACAUGGUGGGCCCCACCCUUGCCACUGUGCCUGUCCGAAUCUCUGUGCCAGCAGACAUGAGUGUGGCUGACCUGUUGAGGAACGUGCAAGAGCAAUCCCUUGGUAUGAUACCAUGGGAGGCAACCGGAGUGCAGAACAUCCGCAAGGCCAGUCCCGAAGCAGACGUCGCUUGUAACUUCCCGACAUUGUUGCUUGUCCAGCCAUCACUGGCAAUGCGGCCUCUGGGAAGUAGUCAUAACAGUCUCGUGCGUUCUUUCACUGCUGAGCAAGUAUUGGCAAGAGAAGGUUACCUUGCUUUCAGUGAGCAUGCCAUAAUUCUGGAAUGCGGACCGGAAGAAGAAAGCCAAAAACUUCACCUGAAAUUCAGUUUUGACUCCAAUGUCUUGACGAGGGACAGAAUCAAUCGGAUGGCACAACAGCUUGAGCAAAUACUGCGGGACAUCUGUCAUGAAAUGAAUAGGACGGACACAGAAACUCCAAGAACACUCGCGGAGAUCAAACAAGCAAAAGGGAGAGAUCUAACGGAUAUAUGUCGAUGGAACGCCACCGUCCCUACUUCCGUGGACGCCUGCUUGCCUGAAGUUCUGGCAGCAAGCUUUCUUCAACACGGCGAAUCCACUGCCAUCUGUGCCUGGGAUGGCACAUUAACUUACCAUGAACUACAGUCACUGGCUAUGAAACUGUCUAGUCGUUUGAAGCAUGACUACCAAGUAGGCACAGAAGUUAGAGUGCCGCUGUUGUUUGAAAAAUCUAUGUGGACUUCGGUGGCAAUGCUAGCCGUUAUCAUGGCCGGGGGCGUUGCAGUCCUACUUGAUGCAUCCCAGCCUCUGGAUCGCUUGCGUUCAACGGUGCAGCAAGUCAAGCCCGCUGUGCUAUUGACAUCACCGUCACAAGAGCAUCUCGCCAAGGCCAUCGGACAAGUUCCCAUUCUUGCAAUCAAUGGAAGCCUUUUUGACGACCAAAGGCAAUUUGUACAGUCGACCGACGCCACGGGUGGGAGAAGCCUGAGACCUUCCAACGCCGUGUACAUAUCUUUCACGUCCGGCAGCACAGGCACACCGAAAGGCAUUGUCAUCACGCACGCCAACAUUUGCAGUGCUUUGAAGUAUCACGCUGGCCAUCUCGGAUUGUCAUCGAGAAGCAGGGUGUUCGACUUCUCUUCGUACGCCUGGGAUAUGUCUUGGUAUAAUCUUCUUCACACUCUACAGGCGGGAGCAUGUCUUUGUGUACCGAGCGAAGAGGAGCGUCAAAACAAUCCAUCGGGUUCCAUUGUCCGCUUCGAGGCCGAUUGGAUCGCAACCACUGCAACGGUAGCCAGUCUCCUGAACGAGCAAGCUUUGGAACAGCUGCAGCAAAUUGAACUCGUGGGAGAGAUUCCUUCCACUGGCCUGAUGGAGAGACUGAGACAGAGUGGUUGUCAAUGUAGAAACAUCUUUGGGCCGACCGAGUGUACCAUCAUUGCAUCGGUCUCCCAGGACAUGCGGCAUCCAUCUCACAUUGGCACGGGAGCGGGCUCAGUGCUCUGGAUCGUCAAUGCAGACAACCCAUCAUAUCUGGUGCCUGUGGGAUGUGUGGGAGAACUCUGGUUUGAGGGUCCCCUUGUGGGUCGCGGAUACGAAGGCGAUCCAAAACAGACGGCUGCCGUGUUCUUCCAAAACGUUCCCUUUUGCGAGAGAAGCGGCCAAUUUUACCGCACUGGUGAUCUCGUCAGAUACGAAGAAGAUGGCAGUCUUAUGUUUCUUGGGCGGAGUGACAAUCAAGUGAAAGUGCGUGGGCAGAGACUGGAGCUCGGAGAGGUUGAGCAACAUGUGCAACGGAUCCUCAACAAGACCAAGAGAGCGGCAUACGCCGUGGCCGAGACUCUGGUGGUCCCGGGGCAUGGCAGCGGUCCGAUUCUUGCAUUGGGCCUUAUCCCUGAAGGAGCUGCAGCCAUGACGGACCCAGAACUACGCGCACGGGUUGCAGAGAUUGUUGACGGUCUUGACCAAUGCUUGGCCGAUGUGGUUCCUGCUUUUAUGGUUCCCAGUCUCUAUACACCGCUGCGUGAUAUCCCUCUUAUGUUGACUGGGAAGAAAGACCGUCAUCGUCUCCGCCGGUUGAUGUUAUCAGAGGAGCCCAUUGGUGCUGAACAGCUCAGAGGGAACGGCGAUGAUUCGAAAAUCGCACAGCCUUCCAAUAUGGUCGAAGCAUCCUUGCAGGAGAUUUGGGGCAAAGUCUUAACACGUGCUCCAUCAUCUAUUUCGCUCGAUGCCCGAUGGGGAGAGCUAGGUGAUUCGAUCACAGCAAUGCAUGCAAUAGCACAUGCCCGAAAACAAAAGCUGGACCUGAGGAUGGAUGAUAUUCUCCGCCUGCAAACCAUUCGCCGCAUUGCCGAGAUGAUGGAGAAGCGGAUCAAAUCUGUCGAAUUCGUCGAAGCUACACCUAUCCCAAGAGUGGAGAUUGGAACAAGAGUCGGCUUGUCACCUGUUCAAGAAUGGUACUUCCAGUACCAUGGUCCACCAAAAACCACAUUCGACAUUUCAGUAUGUCUGCGACUCAACGAGAAGAUAUCACCGGAUAAGAUCCACGAUGCUUUGAGAACGAUCGUGGCACGCCAUGACAUGCUUAGAGCACGAUUCGAAUGGAGCGAGCAAGAUCAGAGCUGGUUCCAAUACAUCGACGACAGUGUUGAGACUUCACACCAUUUUGAAGCAUUGCCGGGCGUGGCUGAGGAGGAUUUCGGACCCCUGAUACGCAGCGGCCGAAAUCGCCUCGACAUGGAACGCGGUCCUAUUCUCUCGGCCGCUCUACUUGGAGACCAAACCCAAACACUUUCUCUCAGUAUCCAUCAUUUAGUUUGCGACUACAUGUCCUGGCGUGUGAUAGCGCAAGAUGUAGAGAGCCUGCUCGCCACUGGCCAUCUGCUGCCUUUACAAUCCACGGGAUUUCUGGACUGGACAGUGGCACAGAGAGAAUUUGCCAGCACAAAUCUACCACCAGAAACCGCCCUUUCCACGUAUGAACAACUGAUACCCCCACAGUGGGCGUCCUGGGGUCUCGAUGGCAGUCACAUAAAAUCAAUGCCAGUGACUGAAGUCAGCAUCACGCUGAACUCUCGAGAAAGUGCGCAUCUCCUCAACCCGAGCUCAUACCAUGCCCCAGUUCUCGACCGUAUCAUCGGUGCUCUCCUACAUGCCUUCUCCAUAGCGUUCCCGCAGCGCGCCGACAGUCUUCCCCCGUGCUACUGCAUCGGCCAUGGACGCGAGCCAGGGGACGGAAGUGUUGGAGAUGUGAUGCAGACAGUUGGGUGGUUCAGCACCAUAUACCCGGUACAAAUCUCUGGCAAGGGAGAAUCGCGCAGCCUCGCGACUACCGUAAACGAAACCGCAGAUGCUCGUCAACGUCUCCGACGUAACGGAUCUUCAUGUUUCCUCUCUCGAUUCGCCAAUCCAAGAGGUCGAGAAGUUUUUGAAAAGGGCGCCUGCGAGCUUCUACUGAAUUUCUUGGGCGAUUCGCUCAAGACGAUUGAAGGGGAGAGGGGGAAUGGAGAUGGGGUAUUGUCUUUUGUGCCGCUUCCCAAAGAGGCAGAGGUUGAAUACGCGUGGAAACCGCCGGCUGUGUUGGAGAUCAAUGGACGGACUGAUAAUGGGGAACUCCACUUUUUGGUCAAAUAUGUUUGUGGGGAUGAGGAAGCGGAGCGUUUCGUUCGGUGUUUUCGAGAUGCGCUGCUGGCUUUGGGGAAGGCGGGGGUGGAGGAUGAAUAG